Messenger RNA from Besnoitia besnoiti, 3768 nucleotides. RefSeq lists its product as uncharacterized. Gene Ontology annotation, biological process: mRNA 5'-splice site recognition; RNA processing. The transcript is spliced from 9 exons. The record is from RefSeq and is a predicted model, not a curated record. Gene Ontology annotation, molecular function: RNA binding. Lineage: Eukaryota; Apicomplexa; Conoidasida; Eucoccidiorida; Sarcocystidae. Bases 1 to 3768 code for a protein of 1255 amino acids.
AUGUCGCGACUGCACAGCAGCAGGGCCGCAGGCUCUUCAGCGUGCCGCGGAGGAGCUGUGCAGAGUCGCAGCAAGGAUGGAAGGUGCUCGGGCGACAACAGCCGAACGAGCGGCGGCAUCGUCUGCGUCGGCGCUGCGUGCAAAUACUUCUGCAGUGAAGAAGAGUGGGCUGGCAUGCACAAACGGCUCAUUCCCCUCAAUGGAGACGACGAGAACCUCGUAGACAGAUACGAUGUGCGACUCCUCCUUAACGACCCCGAGGCCCUCAACAAGAAAAAGAAAACCUACUCGAGCGACCGCGUGCGCGAAAUCCUCGGCGAGACGCCAGCUCUCGACAGAGAACGAUAUCGAGAUUUGCCUUCGUCUAACUUGUUCGAGGACGAAGUGCUGGAGCGGCUGAGAGACGACCGCGGAAAGUACGGCGAGGCGUGGACCCCGACGCGCGAGCUGCAGAGGCUGCGCGAACAAACGGCGCGCGAGACGCGAGACAGACGCGCAGGGGGCGGCGGCGGAGGCACGGGCGGCGCAGGGUUUGACGACGCAAGCGUCAAUGCCGGCCUCGGCGACAUGUCCGCUGUCCCCCCUCCGGCUGCGCUGGACGCGCCCGUCGACGCCUGCGGGAGAGGCGACGCCUGGCGCGGGUCUCCGCGCGAGGCGGCGGAGAACUCGAGUGAAGGCGCGAGCGAGCGCGACGCGGAGAGCGGCAGCGAGCGCGACGACGACGCAGGGGGCGAGCGCGACGCUGCGGGCGACUCCAGAAGCAGCCGAGCCGCUGACAGCGACGAAGAAGGCGCCGGUCGCGCGCGGUCGCGGGCACGCCAGCGCCCACGCGGCGAGAGUGCCUCAGAGGACGACGCAGAAGACCGCGAACGCCCGCGGAGAAAGACAGAGAGAGAGUCUGCGCGCGGCGCCGAAGAGAGAGGCACGCUCUGGCGAGCGGCAGAGGAGGAGGAGACGGCGCGAGAGGAGCGACGCGCAGCCCGCGUGCAGAGGCGAGGGGGGCAGGGAAGGGACGCGGGCGACGAGGGAGAUGGGAGCGACGAAGGAGACGCGGGAGGCAACAGCCGCGCGAGUCCGCCUGCGUCCCGCGCUGGAGAGCGGCCUCGCGGGCGCCAGAACGGCGGCAAGCGAGAGCGCGGAGGCGACGGCGUAGCGCAAGCAAACCGCGAAGACCAGGCGCAGCCCAGAGAGUGCCGGCACCCAUUCCAAAAGGAACCAGAAGGCAAGCGCAGGCGCGCGGCGGGUGAGGACGCUCGCGAGUUUCGUGGCGAAGACCGAAGAGCUGCGGCGCGAAAGGCCCGGCGCGCAGAGGCGGCAUCUUCUGAAGAGGAGGGAGAAGAGUCCGUAGAUCCAGACACUCCGCGGGAGCGGAUGGACGGCGGCGGACGGCCGCGGCGGGCGCAGUCUCCGUCCCCCCCCACUGCGGAGGCCUCGCCGCGAGCGCAAGUCCACGCGGAGCGCAAAGAAGGACCAGGCGAAGAGGACUGCUUCGUGCCUCCGUUUUGGCUCCCGCGAGACAAGAUUCCUCACCUGCCGCGAACUCUGAAGGAGCAUCUAGUCAUUGAGUGCACGGCCCACUUCGUUCGAACGGAAGGGAGUCGCAUGGAGUUUCGGCUGAAGCUCGAUCCGGCGGCGAGCGCCCAGCUGCGCUUUCUGCACGUAGACCAUCCCCUGCAUCCGUACUACGCGUACCUGCGGCAGACGGGCGAGGCGCUGCUGCUGCAUGCGCCUUCUCUUCUGCCGCCGAAGCUCCUCUUUUUCUCCAAGCUCGUCUACACGCAUCUGCCUGCGUGGGCUGCGGCGGCGAAGGAAGAUCCUCUCGAGCCGCGGCACGACGGCGCGACGGCCGACGCGCAGGCCGACCGCGAGGAGAUCACCGACGUUUCACCCGCCGGCGCCGCGAUGAGAAAAGCGAAGCGAGAAGGAGGCGCGCGAGUUGGCGAAGACGCACGCCCCAGAGAGGAGAAGGAAGAUGAAGAGGAGAGGCCCAGCCGGGACGCAGCCGAAGGCCGCUGGGUGGAAGGCGCGUCAGCUGCGCAGGGAGAGGGCGCGCAGGCGGCGCGCGUCUGCUUGGUGGACGCAGGCGGGCAGGGGAAGGCGAAGGCUCGAGUGAAGACAGAGGAGCAGGGCGGGGCGGAGAAGUCGCAGAGCCCAAGCGACGUGAAAGCAAGUCGCGACACGGGGCAUUCGCUGCUUCUUCAGGCGAAGAACGAAGAAGACGAGGGAGGCGUCAGUCUCCUAAUGUCCUACGGGUCCGACGACGAGGGCGACGCGGCCGACGAGGAUGUGCCAGAGGGAGACAUUGUCGCUGAGGACGGCGCGGCGCCGUCUUCGCCGUCCGCCGCCAGUCCAACGUGGGCAGCGAAGGCGGCGAAGGAGGAAACGGCCGCGGCCGCGCCUCCCGACGAAGAAGAUGAAGAUGAAGACAACGAGCUGGACGCAGUAUGGCAGAGCGGCAAGAAGCUGCGCGUGGCCUUCGCGUUGGAGUCGCGCAAGGUGAAGCCUCGCGGGGGCACGCCUGCGCGCGCGGGCUGCGCGCCCGGGGUGCUGAAAAUAAUCUCCAAGCGGAGGGUCGCGCCCCGGGGGGCGAGCGAGUCGGCUGCGCCCGAGUGGGCAGUCGACGAGCGAGACCCUGACGCGGUCGUCGCCGCCUUGGAUGAGCUGCCGGAGCUGCCCUGGGCGAAACCGAACGACAAACUCAAGCUGACAGAUGUGUCUGCGUUGAUCAUUCACCAAAUCGGCUGCUGGCUGUUGGUCUCCGGAGAGGAGACGAUGGUCGACUUUGCCCUGCAGAUGACCAGUGAAGACUCGCGAUUCUUCUUCCUCGACCGCACACAGAUCGCGUUUUGCUACUUCAGAUAUGUGCUGCGGAGCGUGCUGCGAGCGAAGAAGGAAGGAAGGCCAACGGCGAAGGCUCCGGCCCAACUCACGUGGCACCCCGUGACGCGCGCAUUUCUGGCGCGGCUGCGUUUUGAGCACCACCUGAGUCAGAAGAAGGUGCAGACCACGGCGGAAGGCGCAUCGCACGCCGACGGAGACGAGGUGCUGACCGAGUCGAGUAUCAACGAGCAUGCAGCCGCCGCUGCCGCAGCCUCCAGCGCUCUGGCCGCAGAGGCUGCGGCGAUUGAAGAGCGGCGGACGGCGGAGGCGCUGGCUCUACGGGACAUGCUGGCUGGCGCAGCUGGAGCGGGCUUUCGCGGCUUGGAGACUCAAUGGGCGCCGGAGGGCUCCGUUGUAUGCACACCGGGAGGCGCCCCGCAAACGCUCGCGCCAGACACUCAAAACAGCACCAAUCCUGUGACUGUGGCGGAGGUGGAGAGCGCCGCAGAGUCGACGACAGAGAGCUUGAACAGCGCGUCCGCGCAGUCGUACCUCUCAGAUUGCAACGGAGACGACGCGCAGGCGUCGCUGGCCGCGCGGGACUCUCAGGCGGCGGCCGCGACUCCCGCGAGUCAAUCUGCCCCGUCGCCGUCGGCUUCCGGGGCUUGGGCGGUGGAGCCCAGGGGGGACCAGGGGGCGCCCGCAGCUGCCGAGGUGCCGGAGGGCUGCACGAGCCCGGUAGAGGAUCCUGCUGCGCUGGUUGCGAGGGCCGUAGCGGAUCCUUCGUACGUGCCCACUGCCGUCAGUCUGUUGACGACCGACAUGUAUGCCGCUGGGGCGGCGGGCGACGCUCCGCGCUACGCCAUUCUGUACGCAGCGUAUUGUCAACUUUGCACUUACGUGAAGGCAGCGGCGAUGCCCAGCAGUGUAUCAACCGCAGGAUCCUAG